Molecule: messenger RNA, 1645 nt
Organism: Centropristis striata (black sea bass)
Lineage: Eukaryota; Metazoa; Chordata; Actinopteri; Perciformes; Serranidae
Product: zinc finger protein OZF-like
Exons: 1
Coding region: 1-1377 (458 amino acids)
Biological process (GO): regulation of transcription by RNA polymerase II
Cellular component (GO): nucleus
Molecular function (GO): DNA-binding transcription activator activity, RNA polymerase II-specific; RNA polymerase II cis-regulatory region sequence-specific DNA binding
Source: RefSeq, a predicted model, not a curated record
AUGCACCACCAAAAUAGUAGGGCUUCGUGGCAGCCCUACUUUAGCUGCUGUAAGAGCCUUUGUGUGUAUUUACCCUUCUCUGCAGAACUCCAGAAGCUGUUGGUGGUUAAAGAGGAGUUUCCCUCUGAGCAGCAGGAGAGGAGCUCGACUCUGGACCAGGAGGACCCAGAGCCCCAAACACAAACUGAACAGAUGGAAACAGAAGCUGAUGGAGAGGACUGUGGAGGACCAGAACCAGACAGGAACUCUGAUCCAGAUCCACAUUUACAACCUGAUACUGCAGACUCUUCUGAACCUGAGACUGAUGACAGUGGUGAUUGGAAGGAGACCAGAGAACCUCAGUCAGGUUUGAACUGUUUGAAAAAAGAUGGCGGUCCUGUCAGAGAUUCCAGAUUUAGUGCUGGUGAGAAAAGAUUUAGCUGCUCUGAGUGUGGGAAAAGAUUUGGCUACAAGAGCAAGAUGAAGACACACAUGGCUUCUCAUACAGGAGAGAAACCUUUCAGCUGUUCAGUUUGUAAGAAAUCUUUUACACAGAGGGGGAAUUUAAAGUCACACAUGAGAUUCCACACAGGAGAGAAACUUUUCAGCUGCUCAGUGUGUGAGAAAAGAUUUGGCUCCAAGAGCAAAAUGAAGAGACACAUGGGUUCUCAUACAGGAGAGAAACCUUUCAGCUGCUCUGAGUGUGGGAAAAGAUUUAGCACUGAGUACCAUCUGAAGAGACACAUGGUUUCUCACACUGGAGAGAAACCUUUCAGCUGCUCUGAGUGUGGGAGAAGAUUUAGCUUCGAGCACACUCUGAAGACACACAUGGUUUCUCAUACAGGAGAAAAACCUUUCAGCUGCUCAGUUUGUAAGAAAUCUUUUCCACACAGGGGAACUUUAAAGACACACAUGAGAGUCCACACAGGAGAGAAACCCUUCAGCUGCUCAAUUUGUCAAAAAUCUUUCACUAGUCGGUCUUAUUUGAAUGUACACAUCAAAGUCCACACAGGGGAGAAACCUUUCAGCUGCUCAGUGUGUGGUAAAGGUUUCAUUAAUAAUGGGAAUCUGAAGAAACACAUCAGCGUUCACACGGGAGAGAAACCUUUCAGCUGCUCAGUGUGCGGUAAAAGUUGCAGUCGUAGUGGGGAUCUGAAGACACACAUGAGAGUUCACACAGGAGAGAAACCUUUUAGUUGCCAUAUUUGUUGUAAAGGAUUUGCCCGGAGUUCACAUAUCAAAAAACAUAAAUGUACUGGCCGCUUGUCCUCAAAGUUUCAUCAAACUGAGGAGAACAAAGAGGCAGAGCCUCCAGCCAGCAGCCCACAUGAAGAGAUUGACGACAGUGGUGAUUGGAAGGAGACCAGAGAACCUCAGUCGGGUUUAAACUCUCAGUGAUUCUAGAUGUAGGGCUAGUGAGAAUCUGUUUGACGAUACCUCGUCAGAGUUCUUAAUGUAAAGUGAGCAAGAAAACAACAAAGUUAAUACAUUUCUUUAUCAGUUUCAUCUUGUUUGAUUAAUUCUGAUGUUUGUUUCAUAAAGUCUGAGCGUUCUCAACUCAGAGAACAGACGUUACCUUGUGUCUCUUUCUCUGUUGUUCCAUUUUCUGAAUGUAAAAUGUUAAUCUCAUUAUGCAGUUGGUUCUAAUAAAACUCUUCUGCUCUGA